AUGCUACGCUUUGGUCGUCUGUGCACCCCCAAGACUGCCGGUGUGCAGCGCCGCUUCCUCAACAUCCACGAGUACCAGUCCAAGAAGAUCAUCAAAGACAACGGCGGCAAGGUGGAGUUCGGUAUCGCAUGCAAGACAAUCGAGGAGGUCGAGGCCGCGUGCGCCAAGAUCAAGACGGAAAAGAAGGUCGUGAAGUCUCAGAUCUUGGCUGGCGGUCGUGGUAAGGGCGUGUUCAAGGAUGGAUUCCAGGGUGGAGUGCACGUGUGCGACAGCGCCGCUGCCGCCGUCGAGGCUGCCAAGCACAUGCUCGGCAACACGCUGGUGACAAAGCAGACCGGUCCCAAGGGCCAGCUGGUGAGCACCCUGUACGUCACGGAGGCCAUCGCGGACAUCAAGCGAGAGCUUUACCUUUCCCUCAUUCUUGACCGAAAGAGCGCGUCGCCCAUGUUCGUUGGUAGCGCUGAAGGCGGUACCAGCAUCGAGGAGCUCGCCAAGACGAACCCGGAAAAGAUCAAGACCAUGAAGGUCAACGUCGCUGAGGGGGUGGACCACGAUGCGGCUGUGGCGUACGCCAAGGAGCUCGGCUUCUCAGGCGAGACGGCGGAGCACGCGGCGGAGCAAAUCAAAACCCUCUACAAUAUCGGCAAGUCCAAUGACUGCACCAUGGUGGAGAUUAACCCCUUUGUUGAGCUCAAGAAUGGUGAUGUGAUGGAGAUCGACGCGAAGCUCAGCUUCGACGACAAUGCCGCCUUCCGCCAGAAGGCUAUCUUCUCCCUGGAAGAUCAGACCAUGAUCGAUAGCAAGGAAGUGCUCGCCAAGAAGCACGACCUGAACUACAUUGCCCUUGAGGGCAACGUCGGCUGUCUCGUGAACGGCGCUGGUCUGGCGAUGGCCACCAUGGACGCCAUUUCCCUGCAUGGUGGCAGCGCGGCCAACUUCCUUGAUGCUGGCGGCAGUGCCUCUGAGGCUCAGAUUGUGUCCGCCUUCAAGAUCAUCACGGGCGAUCCGCAUGUGAAGAGCAUCCUGGUGAACAUCUUCGGUGGUAUCAUGCACUGCGAUGUCAUAGCGCAAGGUGUCGUGAACGCCUCCAAGACGCUCAGCACCACCAUCCCGAUUGUGGUGCGUCUUUGCGGAACAAACGAGCAGCGUGGCAAGGACAUCAUCAGCAAUAGUGGUCUCGCCAUCCACUCCGCCGAUGACUUUGAUUCUGCUGCCCGCAAAGCGGUAGAGCUGGCCAAGUAG
Leishmania braziliensis MHOM/BR/75/M2904 is the source of this 1242-nucleotide messenger RNA. RefSeq names its product putative succinyl-CoA ligase [GDP-forming] beta-chain. The coding region runs from base 1 to 1242 and encodes 413 amino acids. Gene Ontology annotation, molecular function: succinate-CoA ligase (ADP-forming) activity; ATP binding. Gene Ontology annotation, cellular component: succinate-CoA ligase complex; mitochondrion. NCBI's taxonomy places the organism in Eukaryota, Euglenozoa, Kinetoplastea, Trypanosomatida, Trypanosomatidae. Gene Ontology annotation, biological process: succinyl-CoA metabolic process; tricarboxylic acid cycle. The transcript has a single exon. The record is from RefSeq and is a predicted model, not a curated record.